AUGAUUUUCAAAAGUAUUUCUUGCGCUCUUUUCCUUGGAGUACUCGUUUUCUCCAACUCGGCCAGUGCCACCUAUGAAGCUUUUGCUGCGCCGGCCGCUCAAGCCUUAGAGAUCAUUGCCGGUCUGACCCAGGAGUUCAAAGUGUUGGUCACCAACACGGCCACAGCGUCGAUCUUUCUGAAGUGUGCAUCGGCCGACGAUGCGAUUACGGGAGAUGGGUCGGACUCGGACGAUUGGUGGACAUUGCAACCGGGAGAUGCCCUCGGAUGGAACUUCGGCUCGAGUGCUGGUGGGCGAACGUGUUUCUGGUGUUACGCGAAUUCGAACGAUCAAGCGGCUCGCGACUCGGGCAACUGGUAUAUUCAUCAGAACGUAUGGGGAUUGAACAAUUUUGAUGACUGCCCCGGUACCCCGGGCCAAACAAACGAGUUCACCUAUUGGGAGAUUCGUAAUGAUGGAGCCUACGCUGAUGAUGGAGAUGGUGAUGGAAUGAAGAAAUACUCCGACUGGGGCGCUCCACCAAGC
Mesorhabditis belari is the source of this 525-nucleotide messenger RNA. NCBI's taxonomy places the organism in Eukaryota, Metazoa, Nematoda, Chromadorea, Rhabditida, Rhabditidae. The record is from the annotation of a GenBank genome assembly.